Messenger RNA from Paramuricea clavata, 1077 nucleotides. The record is from the annotation of a GenBank genome assembly. NCBI's taxonomy places the organism in Eukaryota, Metazoa, Cnidaria, Anthozoa, Malacalcyonacea, Plexauridae.
AUGGACAGAGUCAAUAAGCAUCAUACCAAAGUAGUUCUCCUUCGUUAUAUGCAAACAUACACACAGAAAAGUGCAAAAGAAGGCAAAACCACAGAAAAACCAAUAAGAAAAGGGUAUAAGUUAUUCUUUGAAUACUAUCAUGUUUUUGAUGUAGUUGGGCUAAAUGUGGAUAAUUGCAGUAUUAAAGGAAAGUGCUAUCGAUCCCCAAAAAAGUCACAAGUCCUUCAUAACAUGACUGUUAAUCUGUCCAAUAAUGGAGACAUUAUGAAUGCAAAAUGUAAUUGUGUAGCUGGAGCAAGUGGUUUCUGUUGUCAUGUCAUGGCAUUAUUAUAUCUCAUUGACCAUACUCUGAAACUAGGCUUGGAGACCUUUCCUAGAGUGGGUACAUGCACUGAUAAUCCACAGCAAUGGCAUAAACCAAGAACAUUAGGAAUCAAGGCAGAACCUAUCAUGGGGAUUAGUGUUAUUGACCCUAAGCAUGAGAAGAAAAGAUUUUCAGGAAUACAAAGCACACUUUUUGAACCUAGACAGGGUCCUGCACAAAAUAGUAGUGGUACAAACAGUUUACAUGAAAAAAUUAAUCAGCAUUUUGCAAACUUAGGAUUUGCAGAAGUAUUCUCUGAUGCAAACCUACGGUUCAGACAAAAUUAGUUAAAAUUAUGCACUAAAGUACCCAUAGGAAGUGUAUUAAGCUACCAGCUCUCACUUACAGAAGGUAACAUUCAAGUAUUUACAAAUAUUCCAGCACUGUCACGCCCAUUAAGUAUCAUUAAUACAUUUCCUGAUUUACCAUAUUCUGAAUAUCAAACAGUCUCCUAUUAUGAACCAUUGCAAGCGGAAGAGGAUAGCUUUAUUCAUGAAACUCUACCUGUUACGAAUGCAACGAUGAUUGAAGGGGAAACUAGAGGCCAAAAGGAUAAUGCAAAAUGGUUUGAUAUGAGAAAAAAUAGAGUUAGUAGUAGCAAUUUUGGGCAAGUGUGUAAGCGUAAGGAUAAUAUAUCGCAGGAGAAGCUGGUUAGCCAAUUAGUGAAUGGAAAGGAUAUUUCUCAUAUUCCUGCUGUAAACUGGUAUCGAUAA